AGUGUACCUGGGUUUCUGUUCCUGGCCUCACUUACGCAACCAUCGAACGACCCAACGCCCUCCGUCUGUCCGGCGGCUGCCCACAGGCUCGAGGUUGCUUUUGCAGUGUCACCGCUUGCCUCGGCUCCUGCACUCUGCUUUACCGCCACUUGGCCCUUCGGCCAACCCUUGAAGAGAUGGGCUGUGAAAUUUGCUCAGCGUGUAACGCCUUGCUCUCGGCACGGCAUUCCUGCGCGCGCGGCACCCGCUACUGGCUCUCUCUCCCCCGUUCUCUCUGUCGUUGUCGCCGCGCGUUAUCUCACUCUCCUCAAUUUUUGCCCAUCUCUUUCUUUCCCCUCUUCUCCUCUGUUCCCCAUGAGCCUGUCUAUGCUCCUGGCCCUCACAGCUUGUCCCGCAAUGUUGGGCACGCAGGAAGCAAUCCACCAAGGCCAGGCCAAAAAUCGCCGUGAGGAACAUCGCGCCCGCAGGUGCAACCUCAUUGUCACUUGCGUCAAGGUCUCGCACCGAGCCUCCCAACUCAAUGGCAAGUUCAUAGCCUUGAAGAAUGCAAAGCUCUAUAUAAGCAAUGGCGGCGAAGACGAGCAUUUCUUUCACGGCUACUACCUCCCCUACCCGGACACCAAAUACGAAGGCCUGGUCAGUACCAUCACGUCCGUGGCGCCCAUCCUCAACUGGAUCUACAUCGACAAAGACACGUACGAAGUCAAGUACGGGGUGCGGGACAGCGCGCAGCCGCACUUAACAGGGCCAUUCGACUGCACACGGCAAGACCGACGCCUCACGUUCGAGGAAUGGGAGGGCUUCGUCGCCGUCGAGGAGCAGCCCGGCCAGUGGGCUCUGUACUUUGACCGCGACGACAACGGCUUGCGCGGCAAGAUCCAGCCGGGCAAGAAGUCCCUCGAGGUCACAUUGAAGCGCAUCGAGCGGAAAAAAACUAAGGAAGACGCGGAAAAGGAGAGGGAGCAGGCCAAGGACGAACGGGUCCGCUAA
Molecule: messenger RNA, 990 nt
Organism: Aplosporella prunicola CBS 121167
Lineage: Eukaryota; Fungi; Ascomycota; Dothideomycetes; Botryosphaeriales; Aplosporellaceae
Exons: 3
Coding region: 355-990 (211 amino acids)
Source: RefSeq, a predicted model, not a curated record